AUGACUAAAUCAAAACGAGAAAAUUUUCUCCAAGUCUUGCGAAUAUCUUUCGUCUUCGUAUGCAUGGGUGGAUUUCUGUUCCAAAGCACGGAGUUCAUGCUGCUGUACUGGACGUAUCCGACUGUUGUCGAUAUACAGCAGAUUGCUCCGUCCAACCUGGAAGUGCCUGCCUUCACGUUUUGUAAUUCCGUGGGAUACAAAUAUCCAGAAUUCUGCAGUGGGUUUCCCAUAAACCCAUGUACACCUCCAGUUUUCAAUUCUCCACUAGCAGAAGAAGUCGCGUGCAAGCGAUUUCCAGCUGUCUGUUUUGAUGGAAAGUUUGCCGAAAACUUUACGAUAAUUAAAUACAAGGAAUUCAUGCAAGGAGUUCAACUCACUGCUGAAGAUCAUGAUAGACUGAGGGUGGAGUUGAGAGAUUUCAUGCAAUGUGAGAUCGAAAUUGCCGAAAAGAAAUUGCCUUGCGAUAUGGAAAAUGUUCUGGGAUCUUUGUACAGCAAAGAUGAUCUUCCGCAAUAUUGUUACACAAUUUAUUCUUUGUGGGGAAAUCCUGAGAAAAAAAGAACGUUACUGUCGAAAGGAGCAAUUAUGAAGCUGCAUUUCUUCAUGAAUCAGUCGGUGAAAUACAAAAAGGAUGGUACUAUGAAGCCGGAAUACAGCCUCCCGAGCUCUCCGAGCAUUCAAAUUGCUGUUCAUUCUCCAUAUUUCCUUCCCAGUCCUUACUUGGAAGGGAGCAACUACUUAGGUGGGAGAGCAUAUGAAUUAAGACUCACAAUGAGUGAGACACAUCUUCUGCCCUUCCCGUAUCAGACGAACUGCACGGAUUAUAUGACCGUGUGGAGAGAAAGACAAGGCAAGGCCCCCAUCAACCAACUCGCUGUUGUUCAGGAAUGUCGGUUGAACAUAACUUAUGAGAAACUGGGCUGCGUUCCAUUGUAUCUGGAUUAUCCUCAUCAGUAUGACACUUGUGAGACAUGUUCUUCGGUGUGUAAUGGUAAUUCAGCAGACGAAUGUACUUUUUUGGCCGAUAGUUACAACCAACCAUGCUAUUCAAUUACCUACCAUACUACUAAAGAAGAUAAAGAAAUCAUAAAAUAUAAGACCAUUGAUUCCAAUUUCCUCGGAAACAAUGAGCUAACACUACCUGAAAUAAUCCAUCCUAAAUCAGAGCGAGAUGCAUAUGGUAUAUUUUCGCCUCCCUUGAUGGUUUCUUCUCUGAACAUUGGCAUGGAAAUGUCUACUCCUAAUAGAAUAGCAAUUGGUCCAGUUUUGAAAAAUGCUGGAUCUGCCAAAAGUCUGGAAGUCUUCAGUGUCAUUGGUGGAUACAUGGGCAUGUGGCUGGGAAUUUCGUUCUUGACCGUCUACGAUUUCGUUGGUUCCACCAUAAGAUUCAUCAACGUGUACUUCAAAAGAAAAAGGGAAUUGAGAGAAGCCAGGUUGCAUCCGGAAUCGAAACGAAAGCGGCGUUCGAGGGUCCGGUACAGUCACAUCAACCGAAGUUACCAAAACUGA
This is a messenger RNA of Uloborus diversus, 1509 nucleotides long. RefSeq lists its product as uncharacterized. The transcript is spliced from 12 exons. Gene Ontology annotation, biological process: sodium ion transmembrane transport. NCBI's taxonomy places the organism in Eukaryota, Metazoa, Arthropoda, Arachnida, Araneae, Uloboridae. Gene Ontology annotation, cellular component: membrane. The record is from RefSeq and is a predicted model, not a curated record. Gene Ontology annotation, molecular function: ligand-gated sodium channel activity. Bases 1 to 1509 code for a protein of 502 amino acids.